Molecule: messenger RNA, 813 nt
Organism: Phragmites australis (common reed)
Lineage: Eukaryota; Viridiplantae; Streptophyta; Magnoliopsida; Poales; Poaceae
Exons: 1
Coding region: 90-623 (177 amino acids)
Source: RefSeq, a predicted model, not a curated record
CGACUACGACUCCGAUACCUAAAGCCAAGUCAAGCGUUCCCUUUCCCCAACUAACACUACUCCCUCCAAUUCUCCCCAAAUCCGCCGCGAUGGCCGCCUCCUCCGUCUCCGGCCUUCUCCUCCUCGCCGUCGUCGCGGCGGUGUCCCUCAUCGCCGCCGCCCCUGGUGCCGCCGCCCGCCCGUGCGCCCACGCGCAGACGCUCCUCAUCUCCUUCUCCUCCGUCUCCAGGCCCAACCCCGACCCCACCAACCCCACCCCCCUCACCACCACCGUCGUCACCGUUCUCCGCGUCCGCCGCCUCGGCCCGCACCACCCGCUUCAGAUCCGCCGCCCUGAGGCCCUCCCCGCUGCCUCCGCCUCCGAGGACCCCGCCUCGUCCGUGCAGGAGCGCGCCAAGGACAUCCUCGUCGUCGUCUCCGGCCUCCUCUUCGGAUUCGGCUGCGGCGCCCUCACCGCCGCCUCCAUGUACCUCGUCUGGUCCCUCCUCGCCUCCACCUGCGCCUCCAGCUACGACGACGUCUACAGCGACGACGAGGACCAACUGUCCGACUCCGAGGGCCCCAAGAAGGCCGGAUACGUCAUCAUCCACGACGCCGAGGAGUACGGCGCCGGUAAGAACUAGAAUUGGGGAUUCGUCUUCGGUCACCCCGAGGGCAUGCGAAAGGUUUAUAAUAAUAUUGCAUGAUUACAUGAAAUUGUGCAGUAUAUACUGUAUGCACUUAUAUGUGUUGUGUCUGUCUGAUUCUGUCUACAUGUGCCGUUGGGGAAAGGAAAUUGAAAUUGUGAAUGAAUACGCUCUUGAUGUGUUCUUA